UUGACCUGACAAAAUGAUGAGGCGAUCCAAAGUAAAAUUCAGAAAGCAGCAAUCUAUUACGAGCGCCUUCAGCAAAGCAAAGCGCUGUCCAGAAGGGAUAGAGGGCAGUAUUGAAGACUGUGACCAUGGCUUCCACGCCAAAGGUGAUGCAGCAGCUGAUGAGGUGUCUAUGGCAACUCUAGACUGCGAUCCAUCGUCAUGCCAGGCUUCUUCUGCAGCAAGUACGUUCGGAGACGUGGGAGAUUCUUUUAGCGUGGACUUUUUUUCAUGGUCAGUACGCUGUACGUUGGAGAAGUUGCUUGAACCUCCGGGCUCUUUCCAGAGUGCAUGAUCGAUACAAAAUACAACUCAUCUGUUUUCCUCUAAGUCUGACUCUAUGCAGGAGAUUGUGUCACACUGAAAUUUAAUGUGGUUGGCUGAAGUUUCAGACUCAUUCUUUUUUUCUUGUGGUGACUGUGACAAAAAUUUUGACUAUAGGUGGGCGUGGUUGGUUUAAAGUGGGUGUGCCAGUAGUUUGCUGAGUGCGCACCCCACUCCAAGUAGGCCUGGCUACGCCACUGUGUGUGUGUGUGUGUGUGUGUGUGUGUGUGUGUGUGUGUGUGUGUGUGUGUGUGUGUGUGUGUGUGUGUGUGUGUGUGUGUGUGUGUGUGUGUGUGUGCGCGCGCGCGCGCGUGCACCACCCUCAUAGAAGAGGGGAGCUAGGAAGUUUGCUUUUUCUCUCGCUUGUAGACAAAAAGUAGAGGAACAGUAGUGACGUUUCAAGACUCGAGGCCAACGAAACCCGUCGAUUGCAGUCAUUACAUGCAUGCUGGAAAGAGCUCCUGUCGACAGAUAUGCAUGCGGUGCCUAUGAUGACAGUGUGGCGUCUAAAACCAGGUCUGGACUCGAAGCAGCACAAGCAUUGACUUUGUCCACAAUGGAACAAGCAGCAAGCCACGUUGAGAUGUCUAUAGCUCAGGGGCUGGUUCUGACAACACUGCUUGAGUUGGUGGUGUCAGUUGUGGCUGAUCAAUUAACUAGCAGAUUGUACUGGUUGAUUGGACUGCAUGCUGUCGAUCGAAGAGAUGCUGCCAUUGACACAAGGAUGAUUACCCUCCCCCGCAAGUUUUUGUUCACGUGAGCGAUCGAAGAGACAGUCUGACGUUGUAGGACGACUGCAUUCUAACAAGAUCAAGCAAUGAAAGACCGUCUGAAAGAUCUAUACACUCAGGGAAAUGUUUCUACGAGUACCGAACUCGAGCUCGAGCCAGCAGACGACGCCUACGGUGAAGGAGCGACCGGUUGGCCAGACUUGUUUUCUCAGGUCGAUGAAGUGCAAGACAGGGUCAACCGUCUCGAGGUGCUUAUCAAUUCCAUGAGGCAGCUGCACGACGAGAUCAUUCACACUCCGCUGCUUGAUCACUCGAAAGGCAAAUCGCCAGCAGAACGGCUGGAGAGUAUGAUGGAUGAGGUGAAAUCCGAGGCAAGGUCGGUGCAGGCCAGAUUAAAAAAUAUGGAAAAGAAGCUGGAAGAAGAGCAACGCGGAGCGAGCAGACACUCAACAGAAUUGCGAAUUCGAAAAGCUCAACAUUCUCAUUUGUCACGCAAAUUUAUGAGUGUGAUGGAGGACUACAAUAGAGUGCAGACUGAGUACAGAGAUCAGUGCAAAGAUAGAAUUGUUCGUCAGCUAAACAUAACUGGAAAGGAAAUGACCGCGAGUGAAGUCGAAGAAAAGUUGGACGAAGGAGACCUACAAGUCUUUACACAAGAUAUAAUUUUAGAUAAUGAAAGAGUCAAACAAGCCAUUGGAGACAUUGAAGCCAGACACAAUGACAUCAUCACGUUAGAGAAGAGCAUGAAGGAGCUGCUAGAACUAUUUCAAGAACUGGCAACUAUGGUUUACGAACAGGGUGAACUUAUCAACAACAUCGAGAAUAACGUGACUGCAGCUGCGGAGUACGUUAGAGAAGGAAAAGGCCAGAUCAAGAAAGCAGUACAACUGCAGAGCAAAAUCAGACACAAGAAGAUAGCUUGCAUCGUCUUUUGUCUCAUUUUGCUCGCAGCUAUUGCGCUCAUUAUAGGAUUGGCAGUUGGAUUGUAACAAAGCAAGUUUUCAAUCACGUGGUUUUGAUAGAUAGGGCCAUAAACUGCUUUGCUAAUCAUGUAUAGAAUAUGGCACUAUAUGUACGGACUGUACGCUAGAAUGGAAUGAAUUUUUAAAUACGUAUAGCGUGCUCGUCUGAAU
Molecule: messenger RNA, 2224 nt
Organism: Corticium candelabrum
Lineage: Eukaryota; Metazoa; Porifera; Homoscleromorpha; Homosclerophorida; Plakinidae
Product: syntaxin-1B-like
Exons: 12
Coding region: 1178-2080 (300 amino acids)
Biological process (GO): exocytosis; intracellular protein transport; vesicle fusion
Cellular component (GO): SNARE complex; endomembrane system; plasma membrane
Molecular function (GO): SNARE binding; SNAP receptor activity
Source: RefSeq, a predicted model, not a curated record